AUGAAGCCCCACUUUGUGGUGAUUGCAGCUGUAGCUAAGGAGGGUACCCGUCAGCGCCAGCUCACUGCUUGCCUAUGUAAUCAAUCUAUAUUUCCAACCUUUUUUGUUUAUGCUCUCAUGGAGAUUCACGAUGUAGUGGUCGCACUUCAAAACACUGCAACCACAACAUCUCAGUUCCUAGAGGAAAAAGGCAUGUACUCAGAUGAUGAAGUGCCUGAUCCAUUCUAUAGGGGCAUUCUGAUGAAGAUUCGGCUGAUGAUUGUCAUCAAGACAUGGACGACGACUACGGUCACUAUGUCCGAUCCCCAUGAGCAUCAUAUUCAGCCUGCUAAGCUGUCUGAUGCCAUGUGA
Molecule: messenger RNA, 351 nt
Organism: Triticum turgidum subsp. durum (durum wheat)
Lineage: Eukaryota; Viridiplantae; Streptophyta; Magnoliopsida; Poales; Poaceae
Source: the annotation of a GenBank genome assembly